CUAUUGAGACCCCCAAGAGUUCCCCGGCGGCCCUCGGCUCCAGCAAGGACUUUGGGCCUUUUCUUGUGUCCUGUUUGUUAAAGGCAUGCGGGCAACAGCAUUCAAGAGGGCUAGUUCUUAACAAAGGGAAAGAGAUAAAUGUAAAUAAGCUCACAUUUUCAGAAUGAGCCGUUUGCAGUAAGGAGCUGCGGCAGCCCAGAGUCUGCUCCUUUGGGCUGGGCUAACCUUUCCCUGUUUUCUUUUCUUUUUUUUUUUAAUGGAUAAAAAUAUGCACUUCCAAAGUGCGAGUUGCCCGUUUACAUGUUUAUUAGCUAACUAUCUACAGGCAUGAGCACAUUCUCUCAUCUAGCACACUCUUUUUUGGGUUUAUUGAGAAACUUUCUUUAUGGAAAAGUAUUGUGACAUUCUAUUCCAGAGCACUCAAUUAAGGAAAUCUUUGAACGCCUGACUUCAAUAAUUUCAUUGAUUAUCCACGUUGCAGAUAAAUUUGGUGCCAGAAUUUGGUUUGGACUAAUGAAGAAAGCAUUCUCUACUGGUCCUUAAUCUCACAGUGGUGAACCCCUGCAACUAGCAGGCUUUCUGAGGAAAAAUCCAUGGGUGACAGAAGAUUUAUUGACUUCCAAUUCCAAGAUUUAAAUUCAAGUCUCAGACCCAGGUUGGGCAAUGCAACUGCCAAUAAUACUUGCAUUGUUGAUGAUUCCUUCAAGUAUAAUCUGAAUGGUGCUGUCUACAGUGUUGUGUUCAUCCUGGGUCUAAUAACCAACAGUGCCUCUCUGUUUGUCUUCUGCUUCCGCAUGAAAAUGAGAAGUGAGACUGCUAUUUUCAUCACCAAUUUGGCCCUCUCUGAUUUGCUUUUUGUCUGUACCCUACCUUUCAAAAUAUUUUACAACUUUAAUCGCCACUGGCCUUUUGGUGACACCCUCUGUAAGAUCUCAGGGACUGCAUUCCUCACCAACAUCUACGGGAGCAUGCUCUUCCUCACCUGCAUUAGUGUGGAUCGUUUCCUAGCCAUUGUCUAUCCCUUCCGAUCUCGUACCAUUAGGACCAGGAGGAAUUCUGCCAUUGUAUGUGCUGGAGUCUGGAUCCUCGUCCUCAGUGGUGGUAUUUCAGCUUCUUUGUUCUCCACUACUAAUGUCAACAAUGCGACCACCACUUGCUUUGAGGGUUUUUCCAAACGUGUCUGGAAGACAUACCUGUCCAAGAUCACCAUAUUCAUUGAAGUUGUCGGGUUUAUCAUUCCUUUGAUAUUGAAUGUUUCUUGCUCUUCUGUGGUACUGAGAACCCUCCGGAAGCCUGCAACAUUGUCUCAAAUUGGAACCAACAAGAAGAAAGUAUUGAAGAUGAUCACAGUGCAUAUGGCAGUUUUUGUGGUAUGCUUUGUACCGUACAACUCUGUUCUCUUUUUAUAUGCCUUGGUUCGCUCCCAAGCCAUUACUAAUUGCUUAUUGGAAAGGUUUGCAAAGAUCAUGUACCCAAUUACCUUGUGCCUUGCAACUCUGAAUUGUUGCUUUGAUCCUUUUAUCUAUUACUUCACCCUUGAGUCCUUUCAGAAAUCCUUCUAUAUCAAUACACAUAUAAGGAUGGAGUCCUUGUUUAAGACUGAGACACCUCUGACACCAAAGCCUUCCCUUCCAGCUAUUCAAGAGGAAGCUAGUGAUCAAACAACAAAUAAUGGUGGUGAAUUAAUGCUGGAAUCCACCUUCUAGGUACGAGAAUUGUCUUUCAGGUUCAGCUUUGGUGUCUCUUAUGAUUUUUUCUAUGCUAUAAAUAAGAGAAAAAAUGAAGCUAAUGAUGCCGAAAAUAGAUUAAUGUACCAAAUACAGUCAGAUACAUUUGUUUGAACACUUAUUGUACAUAAUCUGUUUUGUUCAGUAAUUAUAGGUCAAGUCUAAUUACAGCAACCAAAACAGAUCAUCAGACUCUUUAGUUGAGCUGAAAUUUUAUUAUAUAAAUGACUAGUGUUUUUUGACUUUUAGUGAUAUGGGGAUUACUUUAAAACUUAAAAAGAAGACAUUCCAGUGAUUUUGGUAAUUGGGUUGGGCCUAUAAAUAUAGAACAAAUUCAGGGAUUAUUUAAAAAUGUUUAUGUUACUACUGAUAUAUGCUGGUAUUUUUUCCUUUUUGAAACUAUCAUGGAAUUUAUUUUACUGAAAGAACUUAUUUUUACCUAAUGUUAAUAAGACAUAUUGAGAAAGAGAAAUGUAUUGAAUUUAAAAGGAUUGGCAAAUUUUAUCUAGAUUUUUGAAAACAAAGUGUUUUCAAAUGAAUAUGGGUAAGAAAUUUUGAAAAAUAGACAACAUUUAUACAUAUAUAACCCCAAUUCAGGUCAGCUUUCAAAACUUUCUUUUAAAAACAGUACUAGUAUUUUCCUAUGAAAUUGUUUAUCUUGAAAGCUGCUACAUAUGUGCCUGGCAGGUGCCAAAUGGAAAAAUCAUACAAUUGCAGUGUCAAUUAAAAAAAUCUUUAAGCAACACUACAUUAUUUCUUAAAACUUCAAUUUAUCCUUUAUGGGGGUGUAGACUGGCUUGUAGAAAAUAUUUAUUCUUCAUAUUAAGUGUUGGGACACAAUACAGCCACAGUGCUGUAGUAUUUGUGCCCAGGUCGGGAGCUAGUUGAAAAGAGAAGUGAACAAAAUAAUAGCAGCAAGAUAUCUUAUAGCUUGUACUAAUAGCUUUUUAGGUGCAGUUAGAUAGCUGUAACUUAGAAAUAUAUGCUUUUUUCUGUUAAAUUUUGGAGCACAAUGUAGCCAGGGAGCUACCGAAUUUGUGCUCAGGUCAGGAGCGUAUUGAAAAAAACAUGUGUAAAAUAAAAGAAACAAAAAAAUUAUCAAAACAAAAAAAAACCUCACAAAACUAGAAAAAGAAAAAAAUAACAAAAAUAGUUCCUAACACUAUUUUUGAAGUUCUGUAAAUUUAAAAACACUAUGCCAUUUUAAUAAACAUUUUUAACACAAUUCAAUUAGAAAUCUGCUAAAAUUGUGUCUGGGUCAGGACAGGAUUAGAGUAAAAUAAACAACUUCUAAAACAAACCCUUGCAAAACAAAUCAAGCACCUCCAAAUUUAGGGGGUUCAUUUUUGUGCUUCUAUAGCAUUUAACAAGUGCUGUAAUUUUCAGACAAUAAAUGGAGCUAGGAAACUGAUAAACUGGCACCAAGUCAGAGAGGGAAUGAAUAAAAACAUCAUCUAAAAUUUAUGAAGAAUCCUUUCUAUAACUCAAACAACAAAUACAAAAAUUUUGACAAUUUUCAUUUUUCUAAUAUAUAGUAGAUUUAUCUUAAAUGUGCACCAGUCUGUUUAAAAAUAAGUAGAAAAUGUGGCAAUUAAAAAUGGCCAGAAUUUUAAAGUAAACCUUUAGUAAUAACCAAUUCUGUAUAUUGUUGAACUUGUGCCAGAAAGUGGUCAAAUUAAAAAUCACUGAACAAUGAGGAAAUGGUAAGAACUGUAAAACAAUGAGAAAAUUCUUGAAAUUCCUUAGUCUAUUUUUCUGUCUGGUGAUACUUAGGCAUAUAAAUAAUAAAAAAGUUAUAGUAAAAAUCAGUGAACACAAUACGGCUUUAAAGACUGCCGAGUUUGUGCUUGAGUUAGGAACUAGUUGGAAAAAAUAGGUUGCUAAAACAAUAGAACAAUAGUAAAAUGAAUUCAUGAUUUAAAAUCCUAAAAAUAACUAUGCAUUAUAUUGUCUUGCAAAGAAAGGUAAUAGUUGGAAUAUAUAAGGCCAUAGGCUCAGUUAGGCAAAAGUAGGUUAGGUUAGAUAAGUUCAGUUGUUAGGUUAACGUUGUAAGGUCAAACUAGUAUUCAAAGUAUGAAAACUUAUUUGCUUCCUUCAGUAUUCUUUUCUUUUUUCCUUUUUUGUAAUAUUGAAGUAUAUGUGAACUCUUUAUACUCUUAGCUGUUAAACUUCUGAAUUUUUAGGAUUAUGUUAUCAAAUCAUUAAUUGGAUGUUAACCGUUUUUUCUUUUAUAUAAUUUCCAUGUAUAAUGUUGAUUACUUUUUCAUAUUUCACUUCCUUUUGGUUAAUUUCCAUUUUAUAUUUAAUAUGCCUUGCUAGUCAUAAAAAUGGUAAUGUGAAUAAUGUAACCAACAAAUUGUAACGUAUACCUAAAUGUAAAAUUGAAUUUAUUUUACAUUUACAAAUAUUGGUAAUCCUUCAGCUGUAAUUACAACUUGCAUUAAAAUGUUUAUUAAGUAUAAUAAAACAUUUGGAUUGUUAUGCUAUUA
Molecule: messenger RNA, 4216 nt
Organism: Mesocricetus auratus (golden hamster)
Lineage: Eukaryota; Metazoa; Chordata; Mammalia; Rodentia; Cricetidae
Gene: Lpar4
Product: lysophosphatidic acid receptor 4
Exons: 3
Coding region: 594-1706 (370 amino acids)
Biological process (GO): phospholipase C-activating G protein-coupled receptor signaling pathway; positive regulation of Rho protein signal transduction
Cellular component (GO): membrane
Molecular function (GO): lysophosphatidic acid receptor activity
Source: RefSeq, a predicted model, not a curated record